ACGAGUGUUAAAAUGGAUGUGUUGGUGGAGUUUGGGUGAGACUUUCUUCAGGUUUCCCUUAUUAAAGUCUCCGGCUGUGAUAAACGCUGCCUCUGGGUGUGCGGUUUCCUCGCUGCUGAUCGCGCUGUACAGUUCCCUGAGUGCUCGGUCAGUGUCGGCUUGUGGGGGAAUGUAAACAGCCGUAAUAAUCACUGCUGUAAAUUCCCUCGGUAGCCAGAAUGGCCGGCACUUAAUCAUCAGGUACUCCAGGUCCGGUGAGCAGAAGGAUUUGACCGGGUGCACGUUCGCAUAAUCACACCAGCUGUUGUUGAUCAUGAAACACACACCACCGCCUCUGCUUUUCCCAGUAAGAUCCUGUGACCUGUCCGCGCGAUGCACGGAGAACCCCGGUAGUUGUAUUGCGGAGUCCGGUACCUUGUCCGAUAGCCAGGUUUCUGUGAGGCAGAUCACGCAUUAACAUUACAUUAACGUACAGCGUUAAUGUAACUCAUUACUACCGACCUCUGAAGAGGAGUGGUCAGAAUCCCUGCUGCACUACACUGCCUAAAGAAUUGAAAGGAAGUGAUUUACAGCAAUAGUACAACAAUUUCACUGCCAGUAGUGCAGGAGCAGAAAAUAGAUGAGUUUUUGUGUCAGCUACUGGCCGAACCACAUUCUGCUUGUCCCCAGCCUCCAUCAAUAGUUCUGCUGGAAGUGGGAGUUGAAGAUCUUAGAGAGUGGGGCCUCUGUCAGACAUUCCCAUUACACCAUCAUAAUAUGUUUAGGUUUGCCAGGUCUGUCAGGUGUCAUUCCCACCACCUGAUUCAACUCACCAUCAGGUGGUGAUCAGCUGACAGCUCAGCUCAGCUCUUCAAUCAAGCGUGCAGAACAUAUUGCCACAGAUCUGAUGACAUGAUUACAAAAUUGAGUGGGUGCAUGGGUUCUCUCCGGGUACUCUGGCUUCCUCUCACAUAGAUAUGAAGUUAAUGGGAUUAGGUUAAUUGGUGACUCUAAAUUGCCUAUAGGUAGGAAUGUGAUUGUGAAUGGUUGUCUGCGUCUAUGUGUUAGCCCUGCAACAGUAUGGCGACCUAUCCAGGGUGUACCCUGCCUCUUGCCCUAAGACAGCUGGAAUAGCCUCCAGCCCCCCUGUGAUGCUGAAAACGAUAAGCAGAAGAGAAUGGAUGAAUGCUUUUUUUUAAGUGCUCAGAUUUUUUGUGAGAUUAAGGGGAGAGGCAGGGAGUUUGUAGUCUUUUUCAAAAUGCCAACCAUAAAAUAGUCUUUGGAGCAUAAAUAGUUAAAUAUUUUCCUCUCAUUACUUUCAGGGAGAAACUGGCUGAAUAACCUGGGGCAAAUGUUGGAUGACAGAUUCUGUAUCAACAAUGGAGGAAAACAGUGAUGAAGAUUUAGUUGUUGAGCUAUACUGUGAGGAAGUAAAUGACCCUCCAUCUGCACCAUGUUCUACCUGCUGGGAUGACUGUCAGCAGAUUAUUACAGGAGUUACUUGUCAUCAUGUGAAGACAAAAGUGUUUUACAUCAGCAGUGAGUUAGUGUCUCAGCAUUUGGACAGUCCUGUUGGUGACAGUGAGAACUACACAGUGAUUACAUUCAGAGAGGAAGAAACUGAGCAAGAACCGACAGACAUGAAGAGCUCAGAGCCAGACUACCUGAAACCAGAAGAAGAAAAGUCCAGCCAGACUCCUGAAGACAUGAAGGAUGAAAUCGAAAGUCAGUCCUUAGUUACCUCAACACACACAGUGAAACACCUGCAAACCUUAUUGAAAAAACUGGGCUUGAAGCAGAACUACACAAAGAAGCUAUCACUCAGGAGAAUACUUGGGAUUAAUAAGAAGACCACCACUGAUGAAUCUGCGAAGUGCAAAUCAGACCUUCCAUGGUAUUUUCUAAAGAAACUAAUGAUGUUUAAUGUCACUGCUAGGAAUGUGAAAUGUACAUCAGAGUGUGAUUCAACCAGUGAUGAUACAUCAGGAACUAAAAAGUUAAAUCUUAAAAAUAUGGUCAGCAGUCCAAACACAGAUAACAUGGUGAACCCACUCGACAUAAUCACUGCUCUCUUUCUGUGUUCUGAUGGUUUUCUACAGCAGGAAAUGGCACUAAAAAUGUCCAUGUGUCAGUUCUCUGUCCCUCUGCUGCUUCCCAGUUGUGACACAGGACAGUGCACACUCAUGCUGUGGGCCAUGAGAGACAUUGUUAAAAAGUACAGACCUCAGUCUCUUUCACAGUCAAAGGGCUUCAUUGAAGAAAGAAUCGUUCUCUCUGAACUUCCAAUGGUCUCUUUUGUCAGACUGGGUGAGUGCUCCUUGUCCAAGUCAGAGAUUCUCAAUAAGCUUCUGAGCAAUUCUCAGCAGUACCACGACACCUUUGUUCACCACAACAUGGAGUGUGGUGACAGUUCAAGAAGAAUUUCCAACGGACUGACUGAAAUUACUUGGUAUCUUCCUGGUGGAAACACAAACAUUGAUAUUUUCAGUCAGCCAGUGGCUGUAGCUAACCUUCGUGGGGACAUUGCUUCAUUUGAAACACAAUACUCCUUUUUGUGUCAGACAUCUGCAGCAGUUUUUGUUUUCUUUGAGCAUUUGGAUUCUGAGUCUGAGUCUGUGAUCAAUCUGCUUAAAAGCCAACACCACAAAGCACAGAUCUUCUUGGUCGGUAACUAUGAGAGCAAGCGCUUCAAUUUAGAUGCUUUGGAAAAAGUAGCAACUGAGUUGGAUUUAACUGAAAACAACAUCAUUAUUAAGACAAAGCAGAAAAAUGAUGCAGACUUUGUAAAAGAUUUAAGGAAAACUGUCAGAAAUGUGGUUGAGAAAUCAGAGCUGAAGAUGAAAAUAGAGAAGAUGGUGGAUGUUGCUCAUGAACUGGGAAUCCUGGUUGAUGAAGAUUCUCCAGAGUGCCAGACUGCAAAGAAAAAUGCAAAAACCAUCACUGAAGAAAUUCAAGACAUCCAUAAAUACAAAGAAGAUCAGCUUCCCCGACAAGGACAAAUAUGGAAAACACUGACCUUGUUAGAGAAGGAAGAGUUUCGACUUCGAAAUGUUGGGUCUAAAAAUGUAGAAGAUUACAAAAGUGAUCUUCAGAAACAGAAAUAUGAACUGCGGCAAAAGCAGAACUCUUAUGAGAUGUCGACAGCUAUGACAAACUUCAUCACAGGGAUAUCAAGCCCAGGAACAGAGAGGUUUUAUUUCCUGAAAUGGAUGAGAAUGAACCUCGAUAAUGUGUCUCGUAUAAAACUGUGUGAACUCAGGGAGAAAUAUAAAGAAAAAUGCAAAAACUCUGAGAACAAAGAGGAGAUCAAAGAAAUUGACAGACAAAUUUCCAUCAGCUCACUGGGGAUUGAACACUUCUUCAGAGAAAUGGGUCAGAUCUAUGAAGCGUCACUGUCCCUUCCAAAAACAGACCCAUCACGUCAACAAUUGCAGCAUCUGCCCAAACUGUGUGCAGAGUUGUUGCUUGAUGGAUUUCCUCUUGAGCUUGUAGAUGGAGAUGCAUCCAACAUCCCUCUCAGAUGGGUGAGUGAUGUUCUCUCUCAGCUCAGUGACCUGGUGUCUCCAAACAGAAAGAUACGAGUAGUCACAGUUCUUUGAGUUCAGAGCACAGGAAAGUCCACUCUCCUUAACACCAUGUUUGGAGUGCAGUUUGCAGUCAGCAGUGGUCGAUGUACUCGAGGUGCCUUUAUGUUGCUCAUCAAAAUCAAUGAAGACAUGAAAAAUGUCCUAAACUGUGACUUCUUGGUGAUCAUUGACACUGAGGGCUUAAAGUCACCAGAACUUGCACAACUGGACAACAGCUAUGAACACGACAAUGAGCUUGCAACACUUGUUGUUGGGCUAAGUGAUGUCACCAUAGUGAACAUUGCAAUGGAGAAUUUAAUUGAAAUGAAAGACAUCCUGCAAAUAGUUGUGCACGCUUUUCUCAGGAUGAAGGAGGUGGGCAAAAAGCCUAAAUGUCAGUUUGUUCACCAGAAUGUGUCGGAUGUUUCAGCCCAUGAUAAGAACUUACGAGACAGGAAACUGCUCCUGGAUCAGUUAAAUGAGAUGACUCAGGCAGCAGCCAAAAUGGAAAAGAAAGAGGGGAACAAGAGCUUCACUGAUGUGAUGGAGUACAGUCCAGACACUGGGAACUGGUACAUUCCUGGACUGUGGAAUGGAAACCCACCAAUGGCACCAGUUAAUGCAGGAUACAGUGAGGCUGUAUAUGAGCUCAGGAAAAACAUCAUCCAACUAGUGAGCGACUGUGAGUCAUCUUCUAAUGAUAUCAUGGAGUUUAAAGAGUGGGUGAAAAGUCUGUGGAAUGCAGUAAAGCAUGAAAACUUCAUCUUCAGCUUCAGAAACAGCCUCGUAGCUGAUGCAUACAUGAAGCUCUGCACAGAGUUCAAUAAAUGGGAGUGGGAGUUCAGAAAAGAAAUGUACACCUGGGUAAGAAAUGCAGAAACAAAAAUUUCCAAUUUUGGUACCAUUGCAGCAAAAUCUGAAACAUCUGACAUGAGAGAAUUUCUCAGAUCUUUGAAAAGUAAAGCCUCCACAGUGCUGUCUACAUGGGAGACAAAGAUUCUGAACAAUCUGACACAAUAUUUCGAGCAAACAGAGGGUCAUGUGUAUCUGGUUGAAGGAUACAAAGAGGAAUUCUCAAACAGUGCAAAGGUCCUUCGUCGUGAAAUAGAAAGUGGUGUAAUGACUCAACUUGAAGCAGCAGCAGGAAUCAGACAGGGAAUGACAGAAAUUGAUAAAAUCAAAAACAAUCAUACAAAAGAGAUUGAAAAAGCAGUGCGUGCAUUAAUUGAUAAAUGUCGAAAGAAAAACAUCCAAAUGACAGACACUGAGUUGGACAAAGAGUUUGAGAAGAUGUGGAAGGAAACUUUAGAAAAACUGUCUUUCUCUGAACAAAAAACCUCAAAUGUCACAGACAGAGUGUCCUACUAUCUGAGAGAUAAUCUGAAACGUAAGGGGAGCUGUGCAAACGAGUUAAGUCAAAGGAGUUUGCAAGACUGUGGAAAAGAGUCUUUUAAAUGGACAACUGACGGAUUUUACAACAAAGUUAAACAUGGGGCUAAAAAGUUCUUUCUCGGUCAAGAUGACAUAAUGGCUGCACAACAUCUGGCUGACAGCAUCAUAGCUGCUUGCACAGACCUUGUGAAUGAACAAGUGAAAAGAAAAAAUAAUUACCAUGACACUUACAUCCAGGAGAUCCUCAACGUGAUUGAUGAGAAGCUAAAAAACCAUCAAGAUGUUAAGAUAAACAUCGAGUUUGAAGUUUCUCUAAAACAGCACAUCUGUGGAUUCGCAGCCAGAACGUUUCAGAAAAUGCACGAAGAUUUCAUAGAAGAAAAUGAUCCGUACAGAUGUCUGAUUAAAAACAAGGAAAAGUUUCAUGAUGAUUUCAAAGAUGUGUUUCAUGAACGAGACCAGUGUCAGAAGAAGGCAGAAGAAUUCACAAAUCGAUGUUUGAAGCCUGCUGUUGAAGACUUUGUUAAUCGCUCCCUGGGUCCUGAUAUCAUUGAUGAAAUGAGGAAACUCGAGCAGUUCAGCACAAGAAUGUCCUUCCAGUAUUCAAUUUUACUGGAUUUGCUCUCCAAGGAGGAUUUUCAAAAUUAUGUCAGCUAUAUUUGCUCAUAUGAGAAAUAUGUAAAGACAUGGAUACUUGAACAGAUAAAGAAGCGCUUCUCAAAUGAGUCGACAGUUUUUGAGUUUGAGGACCGACAUCUGCAGUCAUGUAUUGACAGCAUAAAUUCUGCCAUCAACGAGGCCAAAACCAGAGAGAGUGAGGAUUUGAAUGAAUUUGUUGAAGACAUUUGGAAAGAACUUGGUGAUAAACUGGUCAUUUCCCAGGAUGCUCUUGGUGCUUUCAUGAUACUGAACAAUGCGGACAAGGAACAGUUUGCUGACUGUCUCACGGCAUCUGUGAAUGACAUGACAGAAACUCUUAGAAAGAAGUUCAAAAAAUCUACCUUUGAAAUGAAACUACAACAUCUCCAUGUGAAUCCACAGAAUGAACUUUUCAACAAAUUGAUUGGUUGUGGCAAACAGUGUCCAUUCUGCAAAGCUCCCUGUGAUGCAGGAGGAAAAGUCCAUACUGAGCACUUUGUUUCACUGCAUAGACCAGAAGGUCUGGGUAGAUACAGGUGGAAGCGGACAGAGCGACUUGUCACUGACAUAUGCUCAUCCUCAGUGAUCAGUGACAACAGAUUUCGUUGCAGUCAUACAAACAAUGAAUGGCACCCUUAUAAGAAAUACAAGAACAUUUAUAAGGACUGGGAUAUUCAGCCAGAUAAGAGUCUCGAAGCAUCAGACUACUGGAAAUAUGUAAUGACAAAAUACAACAGGAAGUUUGCUGAACAAUAUGAAGCAGAACGUGCUGACAUCCCAGGUUUUUGGUAUGCCAUCAACAAAGAUCAGGCAGAAAAAAGUCUUGAUGAGUCAUACAAGUAACCAUUCUUCUAUUGCUCCUCAUUUCUUUCUGCUGUACAGAAGAUAUCGCAGAUGUAGUUUUCAUGAUAUUGAAGAAAAUGCCUCAAUAUUUUCCAAGACAAAAGUAACAUACUCUCAGUACACAAAAAAUUUACCAGUGUGGAACUCUUCCCCUGAGUUCAAUUUAACUCGAUUAAUGAAAAGUAAUCUCAUAUCAAAUGUAAUAUAUGUUUUGUGUGUGUUGUUUUUCUUCUCUUUUUUGGUAAUUGAUAUAUUCACAUUUUUGUCAUGGAUAAGUCAGUUUUCUUCUUUUUUUCAGUAACAAAGUUAACAACAAAAAAACCCCGCUCAGACUUCAUUAAUAAUUUAUGUUUCUUUGAGGAAUCUUAUGUUAAAUCUUUACACUUACACAAAUAGCAAACUGUGGAUCAAACUGUGUGCUAUCUACAAAAAAAAAGUAUAUUUAAUGCAAUCCACCAGGACAUCACAAUGCAUAUCCUUCAUGGUUCAGUCAAAACAUUCCUCAGAGCCCACUUCAGUCUCACCAUCUUUUCACAGCAUUGGUCCCUGUGUACGAUAGGUUUAUACACAGGGAGAAGGUAGACCAGGUUGUCUUGAUGAGCUAUAUGCCUUUUUUGUGUAAGCAUACAGUAUAUUCAGUGUUUUAAUGUCUCUGGUGAUGUGUGUUAUCAUAAUGAGACUUUCUAUUGUGUUUUAUAAAUUGCAGUGACAUCAGAUCAAUAAAUCUGGGGGAAAAAAUGAAAUAACAUGUAUUUUUCUUGACAUUUCAUAUGUUUCAUCAUCUGUUUUAUAAAUUAGUUCCUCAUUAAAUAAAGAAAAUUAUGUGAAAAUUCAUCCUCCCUGUUCUCUAACAAAUGUGUAAGGAAAUGGGGUAAACCGUGUCUUUGAGCUUUUCAAAAAAUCUAGUAUAGUCUAUGUGACUGUC
Haplochromis burtoni (Burton's mouthbrooder) is the source of this 7344-nucleotide messenger RNA. Its product is annotated as interferon-induced very large GTPase 1. Gene Ontology annotation, molecular function: GTP binding. The transcript is spliced from 4 exons. The record is from RefSeq and is a predicted model, not a curated record. Lineage: Eukaryota; Metazoa; Chordata; Actinopteri; Cichliformes; Cichlidae.